Striga hermonthica is the source of this 429-nucleotide messenger RNA. NCBI's taxonomy places the organism in Eukaryota, Viridiplantae, Streptophyta, Magnoliopsida, Lamiales, Orobanchaceae. The record is from the annotation of a GenBank genome assembly.
AUGAACUACGAAGUCGCAGCGCUUAAGCUGCUGUGCGUACAACUGAGAAGCGCCCACCAGAGCCCUUCGCAGAAGGCCUUCACCCUCGGCGUCAGCGGCAUUCUCUUCCAACGCGCCUGGCUUCAGGGCAUUCUCGUCUCCGUACCCUCUUCCUCCUCAUCGGACGGUGAUUCGAGCGGCCGCUACCUCCUUGAUGAUGGGACCGGCGUCAUCGAGCUGUACCUCACCCGUGACUAUCUCAGCCGCCCUUGGGAAACGGGGAUGUAUGUAAUGGUGGUUGGAGCUUAUGUGGUCCGUUCAGAUGAUCUCCCGAUGCUUAAGGUUCACAAAAUGGUUGAUCUUUCGGCAUUUCCUGAUAGGGAGCCAAUGUGGUAUCUUGAAGUCAUGGAAGCCUUCAAGCUUUUCUACCAACCUCUUUCUGAAGAAUGA